Molecule: messenger RNA, 759 nt
Organism: Drosophila yakuba
Lineage: Eukaryota; Metazoa; Arthropoda; Insecta; Diptera; Drosophilidae
Gene: dgt4
Product: augmin complex subunit dgt4
Exons: 1
Coding region: 114-680 (188 amino acids)
Source: RefSeq, a predicted model, not a curated record
GCAGCUAGGCGUUCAUCAGUAUUUAAAACCUCCGUUAGCUGACAUCGAAAGCGAUAGCUGUAAUCGAAUCCGAAUUUACCACUUUUAAAACGAAGACAUUUUUGUAAGCCAUCAUGGAGACGCCACCCACGCCCACCAUGACCACCCCACCAUCAUUGACAACUGAGGGCACCAUGGACGACAUCCAGUACUUGCUGCACCUAGAGGCGAUGCGCCGUUUCCAGGAAGACGGCCGCAAUGUAAAGCGCCAGGUGGAGGAGCAAGUGCGCAUUUGGCUGGACGCCAAGUGUGAAUAUCAGCGGGAAUUUGGGCGGCUGGCUAAGCUCCUUAAGUGCGGAGCGCUGCAGGCAACCGUGGAUGCCCAUCGUGUAUCUGAUGUCAAACAACUCAGCCAGGCGGCCAAGGAUGUCGCUAGUCUGCAAUCCAAACUAUGCAGUGCUCUACGUCCCGCCAUUUUGGACUCCUACGAUGUGGAACAGUGCUUGGAGCAGCUUAACACCACCCACAAACCGCGGUUAAAUCUCUGCCGGCAGCAACGUGAGUUCGCCCAGAACCAGGAAGCUCUAAGGAGUUUGCGUACCGCAGUCGAUGGAUUAGAGAAUGGUAUGGAGAUGGGCAUGAUUCAGGCAAUGGACCGCCUUGUGGAGGACCUCCUCCCAUCGCGGGAAACAAACCACUAGUCGGUCGUCUCAAAAGUAUAUAUGGUUUUGGGAUAUAAACUAGUUUAUAACAAUAAAAACGGAGACUUGCGAAUUACAA